ACGGCCCUUUCAGCGCAAGGAAGUACUUCCGCCACAUGUGUUGCUCUCUCCUGCUACAUGCGCAGAAAUGAAUAGAUAAAUAAUAAAGGUUUUUAUUGUUAGGGUUCAAUUCCCGGUUUCGUUUGAUUUGGAGCAGCCGGCGGUGGGAGACAUGGAGGACGUUAUCAAGCUACCGGCGGCACCGGGGGACGGAACACAGACCAAGAAGAGAAGCAGACCGAAAGUCGACCCGGAGGAAGAGGAGAAGCUGCGGCAGCAGAACUUGAAGAAGCUAGCGGUUCUUGGGGAGGAGGACGGAACCGUUAAGAGGCUCGAGUCGUUGGUGUUCGGGACAGAGGACCAGCUGCUGGAGAGGCUGGUGGAGGAGGAUGAGAAGCUGACGGGAGAUCUGCUGUUGGAGGAGGACAGGGAUGAAGAGGAGGAGGAGGAGGAGGCUCAUCAGGAGCUGCAGCCCAGACAAGAUGCCUGGGUGGACGAGGAUGAUGAGCUGGAGGAAGAGGUGGACAUGACACAUCGUUACCGUAGAAACCUGAUGAAAGGAGAGGCCGAGACCACCAUGUCCAAACAGAAGCUGCAUCAGAGGAUGAGGGAGCAGUUCCAGAAGUCAAUGGGAGGAACUCCAUCGUGGGCUGAGUCCAGCAACCAGAGAAAGAAGAAAGCUGAUGAUGACGACGAAGAUGACGACGAAGAUGACCUUUUAAGGAGGACAGGAAACUUUGUGGCAUCUUCGGAGAGUCUUCCCGGUGGUAUCCUGAGGGUGAAGAAGUGUCUGCCUGCCAACAGCGCCCGUCCCUCCGAGGACCGGCUGACCACCGUGCAGUUCCACUCAUCUGCUCAGGUCAUCCUGACAGCCGGUCUCGACCAGUCCCUCUCCCUCUUCCAGGUCGAUGGAAAGACAAACCCAAAAAUCCAGAGCAUCCACCUGGAGCGGUUCCCUAUCCACAAGGCCCAGUUCAGUCUGGAUGGAGAGACGGUGAUCGCCACUAGCCUGAAGAACAAGAUGUUCUACCUGUACGACAUGAUGGAUGGCAGGGUGGUGCCGGUCCAUUCCAUACGGGGCUUAAAUGAAGCCAGGGUGAAGGAGUUCUGCGUGUGUCCUGAUGGGGGUGAGCUGCUGCUGACCGGAACCAACGGGUACCUCCACCUGCUCACCCUCAAGACCAACGAGGUCAUCAGGAGUUUAAAGAUAAAUGGUGAUGUCAGUGGCGUUGCCUUCUCUCACGAUGGCAGAAAACUCUUUGUGAACUCUGAGGAGGGGGAGGUGUGUGUUUGGGAUGUGCGAAACAGUCAAUGCAUCAACAGGUUUUCAGACGACGGCUGUGUGAGGGGGACGUCGAUCGCCACCUCACGUAAUGGGCGAUACCUGGCCUGUGGCUCUCAGUCUGGAGUGGUCAACAUCUACUCCCAGGAGGCGUGUCUAAACUCGGCCAAUCCGAAGCCUCUGAAGGCGGUGAUGAAUCUGCUGACGUCAGCCACAUCGCUGACCUUUAACCCCUCCUCUGAGAUCCUUGCUAUUGCUUCUCGAGUUGAAGAUGAGGCCAUGCGGCUGGUUCACCUGUCCAGUCUUACCGUGUUCUCCAACUUCCCUGUUGCCAAGAGGAAGGUGGUCUACCGAACCAGCUGCCUGGACUUCUCACCGCACAGCGGCUUCUUCUCCCUGGCUAACAACAAGGGCCACGCCCCCCUCUUUAGGUUGCUGCAUUAUAAAGACUUCUGAAGAGACCAACCCCAUGUGUUCUGAUAGGACUGGACUGGACCCACUGAACCACUAAAUUCUGAGCAGAACUCAGUGGAUCCAAAAUGUUGUGCUGUUUGUUUUUAAUGUGACUAUAAAAGACCUCCAUCUGGACCCGGAUGAUUCCUUCAGAACCAGCACACUCCUCUAACGGAGGAGUGCUCUGUUUUCUGGUUGGGGCGAUCCGGUCUGGUGAAUCAGAACCUUAAAACAACCUCAGCUGCUGAAGUUUCAGUCUCUGAACUGAGACAGUUCUCAUGUUUUACAUCUGGAUUGUUUGGAUCAGAACUGAAUCAAACCAGCAGAUUCUGGGCUGAGUUCAGCUCCUGGUCCAGAUGUCUGACGUCGGUCACAUGACCUGGAUUCACUCAUUUGUUUCUGUUGACAUUUGUAAUAAAAUGUAAACCGAACUUGUUUACACCAACAA
This is a messenger RNA of Nothobranchius furzeri (turquoise killifish), 2162 nucleotides long. RefSeq names its product UTP18 small subunit processome component (gene utp18). Lineage: Eukaryota; Metazoa; Chordata; Actinopteri; Cyprinodontiformes; Nothobranchiidae. Gene Ontology annotation, biological process: rRNA processing. Gene Ontology annotation, molecular function: protein binding. The record is from RefSeq and is a predicted model, not a curated record. Gene Ontology annotation, cellular component: small-subunit processome; Pwp2p-containing subcomplex of 90S preribosome.